UCUGCCCUUUGCUUCUCCCUUUCUCUUCUACUUCUCUUCUGAAUCUCAAACUCAAGGUCUUCUUUUUCUCUGCCACUACAAAAACCCCUUUCUCGCUUUAAAACAACAAACAAAACCAGCAGACGAACCCUGAAAAUUCACACGAAAACCACACAAAUCUAUCUCGAAUCAUGGAGGAGAAUCAUGAAUCAUCAGGUUUCAAUGUUGAGGAUUUCACCGUUUCCAAUAACAAUAAUAAAGAUCACGGAUGGCAAAAAGUUGUUUAUCCAAAACGUCAGAGGAAAACUGCAGCGGCGGAUGCUGCCAAGGAUGUAAAAGCAAAUGGUGGUGGUGGUGCGAAAUCUAAUGUGUUUAGAUCGGUGGAAUUACAUGCUGAUGAUAGACGUCGUCGUAUAACGGAAGCACAGAAAGCGAAUAAUGUAGAACCUGUUGUUAGAUCGAAGAAACAACAUCGUGGUUCUGAUGAUGAUUACGAUUAUGAAAGUGAUGAGGAGGUUGUGGAGAAUGGUAAAGUUGAAGAGAAGAAACCUAAAGUGAAGAAAAUUAAGAGACCUAAAGUUACUGUUCAGGAAGCUGCUUCUAAAAUUGAUGCUUCAGAUCUUGCUGCAUUCCUUGUUGAUGUUACGGCAUCGUAUGAAGCUCAGCAAGAUAUCCAGCUCAUGCGAUUUGCGGAUUACUUCGCUAGAGCUUUUUCGAAUGUAGCUGCAUCACAAUUCCCGUGGACAAAGACUUUCAAGGAAUCCCCAAUUGCAAAGAUAGCUGAUAUACCUCUCAACUAUAUCUCCGAGGAUGUUUACAAGACAUCAGUUGAUUGGAUUAACCAACGAUCUCUUGAGGCACUUGGCUCCUUCGUUUUGUGGUCUUUGGACAGCAUUCUCGCGGACCUAGCAGCACAUCUACAAGUUGGUUCCAAGGGAUCCAAAAAGGCUGUUCAACAGGUCUCCUCAAAGGCCCAGGUUGCGAUAUUUGUGGUCUUAGCAAUGACGUUGCGACGGAAGCCUGAUGUUCUUGUCAGCUUGUUGCCAACUCUGAGGGAAAACCCAAAAUAUCAAGGUCAAGAUAAACUGCCAGUUCUUGUAUGGGCAGCCACUCAGGCAUGUCAGGGAGACCUGGCUGUUGGGAUGUUUGCAUGGGCAUAUAACUUUUUACCUGUCAUCAAUGCAAAAUCGUGUAAUCCCCAGUCUAGGGAUUUGAUACUGCAGUUAGCGGAGAGAAUCUUGUCAACCCCAAAAGCCCGCCCUAUCUUGUUGAACAGCGCAGUCAGAAAGGGUGAGCGUAUGGUUCCACCUUCAGCUUUUGAGCUUUUAAUGCGACUUACCUUUCCAGCAUCCUCAGCUCGAGUCAAGAUAAAUUUUUUUUUGCAGGCAACUGAGAGGUUUGAGGCUGUAUACCCUGUCCUGAAAGAGGUGGCUCUUGCUGGUUCCCCUGGAAGCAAAGCAAUGAAGCAAGUUACCCAGCAGAUAUUUACUUUCUCACUCAAAGCUGUCGGAGAAAGUGCUCCGGAAUUAUCUAAAGAAGCAACUGGUGUUUGCAUAUGGUCGUUGACUCAAAACACCGAUAUUUACAAACAUUGGGAAAAAGUGUACUUGGAGAAUGUAGGAGCAAGUGCUGCCGUUCUUAAAAGGCUGGCAAAUGAAUGGAAGGAGCACUCUGCUAAACAUUUAUCUCUUGAUCCUUUGAGGGAGGCUCUUAAGAGUUUCAGGCAGAAGAAUGAAGAAGAGCUUGCCGAUGCAGAGAAAUCAAGCCAGCAUGCAUCCAUUCGGGAAGCAAACAAGUAUUGCAAGGUCUUAUUAGGAAGAACUUCUCGAAACCAUGGAUGCUUGAAAGGCAUGGCCGUUGCACUUGUUGCAGUUGCUGUUGGUGCCUUUGUGAUGUCCCCAGAGAUGAUGGUAUCAUUGGACUUGGAGAAGAUUAAAGUUAUGCUUGGUAACCUGGGAUCCGUUUAAAUGAAAGAUAGCUACAUUACCCAGUUUUCACUCGAGUUCCUUCAUGGACAUGUUAUCUUAGUUGUCUUUUUUGUUCUUCUUUUUUUUUUGACAAAGUGUCGUCUUGUUUUAGAAAAACAGAACUUUUAUCUUAUGUGGCUUACAAAAGUUUCUAUAUUAUACUAACUCUGUUUCUGUUCUUAUACAAACUAGUAUAAACCUGGGCUAAGCCUGGGAUCAGCUUUUUAUUGAGAGCUGUUAGGUUAAAUCAAGCUGUUUUUCCUUUAGCACAUCUUAUUGCUUGACAUGUUUUAAUCUAAGUUGAGACUAGCUUUUUUGGAACAA
Molecule: messenger RNA, 2270 nt
Organism: Papaver somniferum (opium poppy)
Lineage: Eukaryota; Viridiplantae; Streptophyta; Magnoliopsida; Ranunculales; Papaveraceae
Exons: 10
Coding region: 171-1946 (591 amino acids)
Cellular component (GO): endoplasmic reticulum; Golgi apparatus
Source: RefSeq, a predicted model, not a curated record